AUGGCAAAAAUAAAAAAAGCAUGUUUGCCAAAAUUGAUAUGCGAAUUAAAUGCGACGCCGCAUAGGGAAAGAUUGACGGAAACGGAAAAAUAUUUAUUGGAUCUUAUUAGUGACACGUCCAUUAGCAUGACGGCUGAAGUCACGUCUAAAUAUCAUUUUGCAGCUCACAUGGGACAAUUGAUUGCCGGCAUUGAAGGUACCGGUUGUUAUAAUUUUUAUCCCUCUUGUCCCAUACCCGGUUUGCAAGUUUUGCAAAUGAUGAAAAAGUCAUAUUAA
Messenger RNA from Pediculus humanus corporis (human body louse), 276 nucleotides. RefSeq lists its product as uncharacterized. Bases 1 to 276 code for a protein of 91 amino acids. The record is from RefSeq and is a predicted model, not a curated record. The transcript has 2 exons. NCBI's taxonomy places the organism in Eukaryota, Metazoa, Arthropoda, Insecta, Psocodea, Pediculidae.